AUGAGAACGGAACGACGCGAUGACAGUGCGAAGGCGAAACGCUCAAGCACCGCCCUCCCCUGCCCAGAGAAGCCCUUCCAACGCGGCGACAAGGACCGGCUGCUUGAGAAGGCCGAACGAAGAUGGACGAUUAAGAAAGACGAUGGAACGGUGGCUGAGCUGAGACUGUUUGAGAAAAAGAAGAAAAGUGAAACUUUUCUAUGUGGCAUAGAGUAAGGCUAAGUUACAUAAGUAAUGAGAGCCACAAAGACUAGUUUGUAGGAUAAUCGUUUAGAUAUAGACGUUGCCAACAAACAAAACGUUAGACAGUCAAAGAACUGCAAAGAGACGGUCUUUCGUUACUGCCAGCCGGCUGGCCCGACCAUCUCCGCCGAAGACCCAGGGGCUAUUUCUAAGUCGGACCGCUUUCGAAAGACAAAACGGCCCUUUCGAGAAGCAAGACGGACCAAACAAAGGAACGGCCGGGACGCUGCCAGCCCAUUCCUGGGGCCAGCACAAGCCGGUCCGUGUCCUUGA
This is a messenger RNA of Bursaphelenchus okinawaensis, 516 nucleotides long. The record is from the annotation of a GenBank genome assembly. Lineage: Eukaryota; Metazoa; Nematoda; Chromadorea; Rhabditida; Aphelenchoididae.